GUCUUUGCCUUGUCCGCUGACUGGUCUGAGUUUUCUCUUCUUCUGGCAGUGGCACCUCCACUGAGCUUUCAAACCAAGUCAUCGGGAGUUAGCAUCUUCCCACCCAGCAGGGAAGGGAGGAGUUGGCAGGAAUUUGGCUCACCCAUUCCCUCUGCAAUCCUCUGGUGUGGUGGAGGGCCAAACUUCCACCAUGACCGACACCGUGUUCAGCAACAGCUCUAGUCGUUGGAUGUGUCCCAGUGACCGACCCCUUCAGUCAAAUGAUAAAGAACAGCUCCAGGCAGGCUGGCCUGUCCACCCCAGCGGUCAGCCCGACAGACAGAGGAAGCAGGAAGAGCUGACAGAUGAGGAGAAGGAAAUCAUCAACAGAGUGAUCGCGCGAGCUGAGAAAAUGGAAGAGAUGGAGCAGGAGCGAAUCGGGCGCCUGGUGGACCGUCUGGAGAACAUGAGGAAGAACGUGGCAGGGGAUGGGGUGAACCGCUGCAUACUCUGCGGAGAACAGCUGGGGAUGCUGGGCUCCGCCUGUGUGGUGUGUGAGGACUGUAAGAAGAACGUCUGCACUAAGUGUGGGGUGGAGACCUCCAACAACCGCCCGCAUUCCGUGUGGCUCUGCAAAAUCUGCAUCGAGCAGAGAGAGGUGUGGAAGCGUUCUGGAGCAUGGUUCUUCAAGGGGUUCCCCAAACAGGUCCUCCCACAGCCUAUGCCUAUAAGGAAGAACAAGCCCCAGCAGCCUGUCAGUGAGCCUGCUGCCCCUGAGCAGGUCACUCCCGAGCCCAAGCUUACAGCCCGAGCUCCAACCCGAGGUGACACUGAAGACCGGAGGGGCCCAGGUCAGAAGACAGGUCCUGACCUGGCCUCUGCCCCAGGGCGAGGAAGCUAUGGGCCUCCUGUGCGCAGGGCCUCUGAGGCACGCAUGAGCUCAUCCAGCCGGGACCCAGAGAGCUGGGACCACAGCCACGGUGGGGCCGCUGCCGACUCCAGCCGGAGCCCAGCCGGGUUGCGACGGGCAAACUCAGUCCAGGCCUCCAGACCAGCCCCCCCCUCCGUGCAGAGCCCAGCACCUCCACAGCCCGGGCAGCCAGGGCCUCCGGGAGGCAGCAAGCCCAGCCCUGGGCCAGCAGGACGCUCUCCAGAUCAGCGGCCACAGGUGGCUCCCGGCAAGCCCAGCUAUGCAGGGGCCACCGCCCCGCCCCGGGAGGAACGAACAGGGGCCGCUGGGGGCUACUCAGCCGCUGGGCCCAGGGACGACCGAGCGGGCCACCCACCGGGCCCCUACGCCCAAGUGGCUGCGCCUCCCCAGCCCGCUGUGGCCGUGGCCCCUGCCCGCCAGCCCCCACCCCCAGAGGAUGAGGAGGAAGAAGCCAACAGCUACGAUUCAGAUGAAGCAACCACCCUGGGAGCCCUGGAGUUCAGUCUCCUCUAAGACCAGGACAGCAGCUCCCUGCACUGCACCAUCAUAAAAGCCAAGGGACUGAAGCCCAUGGACUCCAAUGGCUUGGCUGAUCCUUACGUUAAGCUGCACCUCCUGCCGGGAGCCAGCAAGUCCAACAAGCUUCGAACAAAAACCCUGCGGAACACCCGGAACCCCGUGUGGAACGAGACGCUUGUCUAUCAUGGCAUCACAGACGAAGACAUGCAGAGGAAGACACUCAGGAUCUCCGUCUGUGACGAAGACAAAUUUGGCCAUAACGAGUUUAUCGGUGAGACCAGAUUCUCACUCAAGAAGCUGAAGCCUAACCAGAGAAAGAACUUCAACAUCUGUCUGGAGCGAGUGAUCCCGAUGAAGCGUGCCGGGACCACUGGCUCAGCCCGAGGCAUGGCCCUUUAUGAGGAGGAGCAGGUGGAACGCAUUGGUGACAUAGAGGAACGCGGCAAGAUCCUGGUGUCCCUCAUGUACAGCACACAGCAGGGAGGCCUCAUCGUGGGCAUCAUACGCUGCGUGCACCUGGCCGCCAUGGACGCCAACGGCUACUCAGAUCCAUUUGUCAAGCUCUGGCUGAAGCCGGACAUGGGAAAGAAAGCCAAACACAAGACUCAAAUAAAGAAGAAAACCUUGAAUCCUGAAUUUAAUGAGGAGUUCUUCUAUGACAUCAAACACAGCGACCUGGCGAAGAAGUCCCUGGACAUCUCGGUCUGGGACUAUGACAUCGGAAAAUCCAACGAUUACAUCGGAGGCUGCCAGUUGGGGAUCUCAGCCAAGGGAGAGCGCUUAAAACACUGGUACGAGUGUCUGAAGAACAAGGACAAGAAAAUCGAGCGCUGGCACCAGCUGCAGAACGAGAACCACGUGUCAAGCGAUUAGGCUGCCCCGCCCCCCGCCC
Messenger RNA from Hyaena hyaena (striped hyena), 2321 nucleotides. RefSeq names its product rabphilin 3A (gene RPH3A). Gene Ontology annotation, cellular component: membrane. Gene Ontology annotation, molecular function: small GTPase binding. Gene Ontology annotation, biological process: intracellular protein transport. The transcript is spliced from 22 exons. NCBI's taxonomy places the organism in Eukaryota, Metazoa, Chordata, Mammalia, Carnivora, Hyaenidae. The record is from RefSeq and is a predicted model, not a curated record.